UUUCGCACAGAAACACACGUUAAAUCAUAUGUAAACACAUCAUAUUCUGUUAAUACACUGGGUAAUGUUCCGCAACUGCACCUUUGCCCGAUAACUUUCUUUUUUCUCUAUAGAUACGUGCACAUAAUAUAUAUAUAUAUAUUAUAUUCUCUCUCUGUUCACACGCGCCGCCUGUGUUGUGUCACACUCUAUCACUGUAUGAUCGAUGUGCGUACUAUGUUCUUCUACUCCUUCGGUGUUUUCGACGUCACGACGACCAGCUGUGUCGUCCGGCGCCUUAAUUAAUCCCCUUCCUCCCCACCCCCUCACCCCCAAACCAGGAGCACGGUUUUGCACAUUUUUCGGGCACCUGUUGAUCUCUCUCGUACUACAUAGCCACUUUUCCGCACUUUAAAGUCGUUCGGAGAGUUCGAUGUCACCGCUGCACGCCGUGUCACACCGCACGUAGAAUCUCGUAUAACGCCUCACUGGCACACAGGCACCUCCAAAAGUCAAGCACCGUGAACAGACACACGGAGCCCUUCAACAGCAUGGAAACCAGAGAUAGAAAGCAGUUUUCUAUGACGUCAUCGAGGACAGUAAGUGUCUAAUUUAAGACAGAAACCAGUAUAGAGAAUCUGCAGACGCAGCCAAGGGACCGCAAGUGGUCGUGGAUCCUGGAAAUUGGACUUUCGAUUUCUACUGGGGAAAGUAAAGGGAUCAGAAAGUGGAGAGUAGUAUGUUGUAAUAGAGACAGAGGAGAGAAAGAAUCGCGAUGCAGGCAACAGGGAGAGAGGACAGGGGUAAGAGCAGGAGGACCAGGAGAAAAAUCGAGUUUCGUUGUUGCCCACACUAUCGAGCACCUUAAUAAGCAUCCACGACCAGCACCAGCACCAUUCAUCACUGGCACUGCAUAUUAUUCUUCAGACACACGCCUUAGUGUCGACUAAGAGCCAUCCUUUUUUUUACUAACGGCCUGAUUUCAGGACGCGGAAAUCCUCGAGAGCCUCUGUUGACAUUGAGUGGAACGAAUCGUCGGGAAUUUUCGGAAAUGCGACAUUAACGAGACACGAUCGUGGACUGUGCAACGAUCGUCGACCGAAUCGAGUCAAAUCGAAGAGAAACGAAGAGAAGAAGGAAAUCAAAAGAGAAUAGAAUAGGUGAUGUUCUUAUUGAUCUCCCUAUUCCGAUUAUAUCCGAAGAUUUAGAAGAGUGUUCGAUGAAAGAAGAAAAGCAACAAAGUAGAAAGACGAAAGAUAGAAUAAAAGUAGUUGAACGCGUUUAAGAAACGUUUCGUUUCCCAUGUAACGAAUGCCUACACGGUUAUCGAUUGAUCGCCGGUCAUCGCUCAUCGUCCGCGUUUUCUUCCCUCAAGUCGCUCCCUACAGAAAAGCUUCCUCCCCCUGCACAGCUAACGAAAAGUCGGCCUAAACUCUCAGCGUCGUGCCUUUUGACUGGCAAACGAAAAUUGAGCGUGGUACGUGUAUACAAUAAAAAGCGCUAAAAACGAAACAACAUACAUAAAAUAAGAAAAAGUAACAAAGGCGAAAUUACAUAAAGAAUCGAUCCAAGAAGAGAGAAAAGAAGAAGAGGAGAGAAACAAAAGACACUUAAUUUUUAAUCGAUUCGAAAGCCAGCCCGGUUAAAUCCGGUAAAAAUUGUGACAUAUAUGAUGGCGGUAUGCAUGUUCUGGCUUCUCACGUACGUGGGACAAGGGCUGGACCUCGCCGUGGGGAAUCGUCCGGUGAUCAUCAUGCAGGGUGCACAGGAGCAGGACUACCGGCACGGUAGCGGGAUCAGAAAGAAGAGCGAGCUAAACUCGGUAGGCAAUAACCUGUUGCACUUCAGGAUAUAUCCUCCCGAGGCCUCUCACCGAGACGACCUGUCCAACUGGUUGCUAUUGAACGACGAGCCACGAAUUUCCUCGUGGACACCAGCUGGUAUAUUGAUCGACGAUAUGAUCAGAGAGCCUAGGGAGCUACAGACUGUAUUCUUUGCCCUGUCACCCGCUAUGUUGAACAUGCUCUACUCUGAAUACAUGAACACGGCGACACAACCGGGCGAACAAUUUCUACACGAAGAUCAACAACAACAGCCAAUGGGCGGUGGCUCUCUGGGUAGCCAACGUACUAAGAAACUACGAAUCGACUGUAGACACUCGAGAAAUACGGUCAGCUUGCCUAUAAGAGUAUGCGACGAUGAAACAGGACGCAAGAGCUUUCAAGAAACCAGACAAUCGAAUUACGACGAUCUCUUCGAGCAGAAGUUAAACACUGCUGCGAACAUGAAGACUGACUCGAUAUCACGGGGACCUGAGAAGUACAGGGAUUAUCAGAAUGGCGCGAUGUUUGUGUCGAGGCCACCGUUUGGCCUGGACACAGCCAAGCCUCCCGGAAAGAGAAGCCAAACUCUUGUCGGACGCCGCUCCAUGGACCUCUCCGGAGAGUCGACUCCGCAUCAAGCUCAACCGCCGUCCUCCCUCGGGAACAGCAUCAACGUCGCUUCUCAAAUUAUGUUCAGAUCCACCAGGGGAAGCAUACAGUACGACGUACCGCAAAUCGAAUGUCCAAUCUCCGAAGACGGGAUGGAAAGGUUUGCGUGUCCCACAGCGGACAGAAUGGGUAGAUACCAUUGCAUCGACGAUCACGCCUUGUGCGACGGUUUCAUAGACUGCCCUACAGGCGAAGACGAGGACAGGCAAGCCUGCAUGUUUUACAAAACUACGAAAGCUCACCUUGACGUAUUGGCAGAUGCCAUUUUGCGAUGGGCAAGAGGACGCUAAUUCCUUUGUUGACGAUGAACCUCUGACCUAUGCAUAAAAUCAUAAGUCUGACGAGUUUACUUCUUUAUACAUUCACGUAUAUAUAUAUAUACAUAUAAUAUAUAUAUAUAUUUGUAUAUAUAUAAUAUAUGUAUAAUAUAGCAUAUAAUAUGUAUAUGAUAUAUUCCCAUGUAUGUGUACGUGUACUCACACUCUUGCGUACCCGCACACAUAUUCAGGGUUUUCGUUUCGCUGCUAGCGGACGUUUCUCUUGCGAGCAGUUCCAGAGGGGGAUGAAGACAGUUGAGGUAACUCUUCCUUACUUUUCGCAGAAAAAUGCGAUAAAAAAGAAGGAAAUUUAUUAACAAUCUCAAGACUAAUUGUUGGAUUUCGAUUGAAAAAAGAUCGGGUAUGGAAUGGAUAAUCUCAAAUAAUUGGACUUAGAUGUGAAAUUGUAGAUUCGAUGCAGUCUUGAAAAUAAAGAAACGUUAACUUAUUUGAUGUAUUCGUUUAAUUCGAACUAACAUGCACUUUCAAAAUUCUUCGACAUUUUGCAAACGUAAUAUUAAAAUAUUUGCAUCUUUCUAAAUGUAUCAUUUUGGUCUAAUUGGUAUUCGUGCUAUAAAGAAAAGGCUUCAUUAAAAUUGAAUAUAUUGAAAUCUCCAGGAUAAAACGAAAGGAGAAAUCAUUAGACUGUUAUGCUUAUGUACUUAUGAGACGCAAGAAUGCUCGUAAAAGACACAGCAUUCUGAAAUAUAGAUUACCUCGAACCUCUGUUUAAAUUGUACUUCUUCAGUUGCAUUCGUGAAAAUAUGAAUCCGUGGAAACAUCCGCACUCUAAAAAUCAUCUAAUCUCCAGAACACGGAACGAGAGGAGAGAAUCUGGAUUUAUUAUUGAUCUACGGUGCUUCUAAAAUUAUUCUAAAAUUCCAAGAAAACCUAACGUCACACGAAUCGGACCCUAGCGAAAUCGCAUUCCAAAUUCCACGAACAACUUCACGAAUCACUGAAAUUACUUUACGCGGUCACGUUUCACCGUGGAUGCGACUGCAAAGCAUCCCCUCCUACAUUCUCGGCGAUUUAAUCCGCUCGCAAAAGGAACGCGUGCUGACUAGAAGACGAACACCCUGCUCGCAUUCUCCCCGUUCUCCCGCAUCAUCUAUUUUGCAGAGAGUUUUCCCUUUCUCCCGUGUAUAACCGUAAAGAAAAACACACACACACACACAUACACACAUACAGACAAACAUACACACACAAACACAAACGCAUAAUGAGAGAUAGAGAGAGCUUGUGUGUGUGCAUGCGGAAACGUGUGAAAGAAAGAGAGAGAGAGAGAGAGAGAGAGAGAGAGCGCGCGCGCGCGAGAGUGAGAUGUUCACGUUGAAAUCAAACUCAGGGGAACGUAAAGAUGAAUCGUCUCUCGAGCAACACUCAGCCAAAAAAUAUGGCGGAUCCGUGCUCGAUUCUUCGAGGGGUGCGGAUUGAUUCUAACGCGGCCUCGUUUACACGCGUUCGCUACGUGUCCUCGCGCAAGAAUAUCGCUGAAUCGAUAAUAUUUCGAUAGACAGGCCGUUGCUUGUUAAUUAAAUGGACGUGUUCUGCGGCUUGACGUUUAGAAGAUGAUAGCGAACACAGGAAGUUGCGAUACGUUUGCCGCGAUUAACGCGAGCUUCCGACUGGUUCGGUGAUACAUUCUGAGAUACAUACUGUUGAUGGAUGACCGGAAGAGGGAUAUCGCGCGAUUCUAUCGUGAAACUUGUUCGUUCGAUUUUUCUUUCUUCUUUUCUCCUUACAUAGAAUCACGGAAUUGACCGGAGUUACGGCGUAUCAAUUGUGGAGAAUUUUCGAAUUAUUAAACUUUGUAUUAAAGUAUUGUAUUCGCAGAAAUCUUUGAGUAUUUCAUUGUUACACGGUUCGUCGCAAAAAAUUGUUGAACAUUGUAAAAAUAACGAAGCAGAGGCAUCGUAUCGAGGAAAAUGUUCUAGUUUAUUCAAAACACGUUUCUCCUGUGGAGAUACAACGAUUUGCACUCUCAACUAAUGCGUUAAAUAAUUGUUGGGCGUCUUUUUAUGGAAUUCCUUUGAGAAUGCUCGUCACGGCCUUCCGGAUGUCUCGAAUGUUGUCACAGCGUUUCUCCUUCGUUGUUGUUCGAAGCCGAGGAGAUAGAAAAUAAUUGCACGAUACUAAGUCCAUCGAACAAAGUAGUUGGUGCAAUAUUUUAAUUUAUUUGUUUUCAAGAGAAGCAGUUAUGGCCGCUGCAUUAUGAGCCGGUACAUUAUUACACAACAGCACCAUAUUUUUCCGCGCAUGACCAACUCUACUCCAAUGUUAAUCGCUAUAAUUCUGCUCCUAAUGAUGACGAUGACGAAGGAUGUAUUUCUAUGUGAUAAAAUUUUCGUAUUGAUGUCGCUACUAGGUUUUUUUUAAUCUUAAGUUGCUCCGUUAUUUUUUAAACAAACUGUGUAUUUUUAUUCUAUCUUUUUGUAAAAUUGUAAAAUGUAACAGGAUACUGGAAGAUUUGAAAAUUAUUAGAGUUUGUUAAAAAUAUUGGAAACAUUGAAAUAUUUGAGAAGUUUCUGAAUUUUCGAUGUUAUUAUUAUUUGUGUAAGCAUUAGCGUAUUUUGAGAAUGUAUACUUUUGUGUCGUUUUAAAAGACUUUGAAAGUAAUUUGGUGAGAAUGUUGAAACUGUUGGAACAUUUAGAAAAUUCUUUUAUUACUAUAGGAGAUUUUUGAAAGGUUGGAAGUUUCAGAGUAAUUUAUUAUCAUUUUUCUAUUGUUUGAAAGAAUUGUAAUUAUUGAUAGACUGUUUAUCUAGAAAUUGAGAAUUAGCUUGGUGUAGAUGUUGGAAAUAUUGAGAAAUUUAAGAAGUUAGUAUAAUUAUUCGGUUUGUAAAAUACUUCGUUGUAAAUGUUGAAAAUUUUGAAGUAGACAUUUUACGAAACAUAUUAAAAUUAGUUUUCCGUAUUCUUUUAGAAUAAUUAUGAGCUUAGUACGAAUAUUACAUAUAAACAAUUUAUAUGUUGGUUUGGUAGAAAAGACAUUGAGAAAUUGAAAUGUCUGUUCUUUUGUAAAAUCCUUUCGAUUUAAUUUAAGUUAUUUAUACAAGAUUUAUAACUUCAUUUAUUUCAUCGAGAAUCUCAGCGUUUUAUUCUUUUGUACAAUUUCUUGAAGUAAAGGUAUAAAACGAAAAUCUUUUAUGAAUAAUUUUUCUCUCCUGUUAGAAUUCUACAAUUUCCUGUCAUUGAGAACGAACGAUCAAUUUUCUUGCUGUCGGAAACCCAUUUCUACGUCCUGAAUCAUCUGUCACUACAAGGGAAAGAAUUUCAUCUGUCAUUUCGGACAGGAUUUCGUUGUUCUCUGAUAAUGUUUUCCAACACGAUACCUCCUACAUCUAACGACUAUAUAAUUUAUGAAAAAUAAUGACAGUGAUUAAUUUCGAAUUAAUAAUAAUAAUAAAUUGUAUAUCUUUCGAUUAACGAAUUGUUGUUUACAAAUUAGAUAACAGAAACAGAUGCAUAAAUUCAGCUUUAUUGCUGACAAAAAUCUACAUAAAAAUAUAAUAAUAUAAAAAUAAUAAAGUAUUGCGAUAUAAGGGCGGAAAACGGUUAAAAGUAUUCGAUCGAAUAAUUAUAGUACAAGGUUAACAAUUUAACUAUUUUAAUCCAAAAAUCUCUCAUUUAAAAUAUAUUUUAAAAUAUGAGAACCUUCCUUGAUUUCCUCGUUCUCUGAAGAGCAGAUAAAGUAAUCUAUUGAGAUUAAAGAUUAUUAAAGAUUAAAAAUAAUUGCGUUCUUUUCUCUCUUAUCUAUUUUUCAUAUUUAUUUACUGUAACUAAUUAAUUAUUAUUCUCUUAAUUUAUACUAAAUUUUAAUACUCACACGAGUACGGAAAUUCCUUUUACGAUAUUUGCAUGAAACGGAUGAAUACUGUUGGUGGUAUAUUUCUAUUAACUGAAAUUUACGCUUUCUAUUAUAAAGUCUCCAUCAACCGAAAUGUAGCCUCAAUUUAAACAUCGUCAGAAGUAAAUCCCUAUUAGAAGUUUGCCACCAACCAAAAUUCACAUUAAAUUUAUAUACUAAUAGGAAUACACGAAUUUCUGUUAUGAAGUCUUUAUCAACUGAAAUUUACAUCAAAUUUGGACGCUAUAGGAAUAAGAUUCUACUAAAUCCUCUAUCGAAGAAAAUUUAUAUCAAAUUCACACACUACAUCCUUCCAAAAUCUCUUGUAAUCACUUACAACUCUCCAAGUUACCAACUGAAAUUACGAUAUAACUUUACUCAUUGAAACUCAUUAGGGGACAGUUCACGUAAUUUGACUUAAUACGAUAGCUAUGAUAGGAGACGAGUUACUGUCCUUUUUACUUAUCAUUUUUCAUUCGAAUAACGCAGUCAUAGAUUCAAUCUUCUCAGAUAGUAUCUGAUACGAAAAAUGCAGAAAUGCUGGAAACCAUAAAAAGAUAAUUACCUUCUAAAUCGUUUAUUUCGAAUUCUUCUUCGUUUUAUUGCACUGUCGAAUGAUUAAUCGAGCCCUAACUAAAAUUUUGUUCUAAUAGAUGGAGUUCUACUAUAAUACACAAGAAAACUUUAUAAAUUAACCCCUUUAAUUAACCCUUAAAAUCAAACCUUAUGGUAACUGAUUGCACGAUUAAAGAAACGAUGUCUAAUCUCUCUUUCCUCGCCAUAAAUGAAGUGAUUUAAAGCGUGUCAGCUUUAUUGCUUAUUUAAAAACUAAAUUAAGCAAACGUAACACGUGAGUACGGAAGAAUUAAAUACAAAAUAAACAUCAAGUUGCAGACGCGUCCAGGACAAACUAUAUCGAUUUUCGCCUAACACAAAACGCGUGAAAACGAGGCCGCUCAUCAUGGUAACCAGGUAUCCUCAUGUUAAAGUACAAAUUAAGGGUGUCCGAGGUUUCAAGGGGCGUAUAACAUUAACGUUCGUACGGCGGCACCAGGAGAUCCAUCCGGUUCGAUAUUGGCGCCGUCGCGUCGAUCCAUCCGCAGUCUCUUUGAUUGCGACUUAACAAAACAAUCGAGCGAUUCCCGCGAGCCGUGUGAACUCAAAACCUUCGACGACUUUAUUUUCGUACGACGCGAACGCAGACUACAGAUUUCGAAGACUGAGAACGAAAAUAAAAAAAAUGCCACUUUUAAUUGGCGCGUGGAAUCCUAUUGGACGACGACUUCCGAUUUCAAGGGACGACAGGCGUCCAAUACGAUUUCUGUGCAUCGAUCGUUCAGCCAUUUAUGCUCGAGUACACGCGGUAAGAUCGGACAUUUUUUGCAUGCGCGUUUAAUCAAACUGUUUCUCACAAUAAAUGAUCUUAUGAAACUUAACGAAAGAUCGACAAAGAAGGAAUCGAUGAGCAAUCAUAAAUGGGCUGAAUCAUCCCCCUCUUGGUUUCCUCCUGCUGGAUUUCUCCUGUUGCGUUCCUGACGAUCCCUGUUCUUCUUCUUGUUUCUUUAAACCUCCUCGUUAGACCGUACGUAUUAUAUAGCUUAGCGGUAAAUGUUUGACUGUGUCUCAAGCGAUACCUUAACUUUAAUCUACAAAUCUGUUCGUGAAUCACGUAAAUAUGUGAAUCGUUAGAGCUUGUAAAGAUCGAGGAAAUAUAAUUGUAUCCUGUGACCUUGGAAUGGUGAGUUUUGAAUUUUACCAAAAUUACAGAGAAAAUAAUACAAUUUUAUCAGAAUGGGAGAAAACAAAAUUCGAUGCUUUUUUGACGUAUCAAUAUUAAUACUUUACCGAUGGGUAGAUUUCACUGAGAAAAAUGGUUUUAUUUCAAAAAGAAAUUAAUUAAAUUAAUUGCAAUAUCCAUGUGAAAAUUUUGACUACUGCCUUUACGUUUGUUUUAAUAUUAUAUCAUUACACAUAAGGUACCAAUUGGCGUGGCCUGUCGUUGAAGUGUUAAUUCGUAUAUUAUCUAAAGAAAAAUGAAUCGAACAUGGAUUUUAUUUAAACAACUUCGUGAAUGAAUUAAAUUUUUCAGAUAGGAAAAGGACAAAUUUAUUCACGGAUUUAAAAAUUGUAUUUAUUUAAACGAUCACGUACUCAAAAACUCUUUCCAAGGUUGUCUAAAAAAAAUACAGGAAAAGGAAGAAAGAGUAAGUCCUACAGUAUAAACAGAACCUCGAGAAAAUUACGAGCUCGCUUGUCCACGUCACGAGAAAAUGAUCAGGCUGUCGACUAUCGAGGCGUCUCGAGAGAAACGAGGCAAGCGUUUGCUGUACUGCCGUGUGUUUGCUUGUUUAUAAAAAAAAAAAGAAAAAAAAAAGAAAAAAAGGGAACGUGAAAACGCACGUGGUCCGGAGAAUGUGCAGCCUUUUAGAAUUUGUUGGAGUACAUUACAUAUAUAUACACUUUUGUUUCGUCGAACUAGUCUGUAAGGAUUUACGAUUUAACAAAAGAAAAAAACAGAUAAAAAUACUAAAAAAAAAAGAAAAAGGAAAAGAAUAAAAAACCUCCUAGGAUUAUGCGAAUAAAAAUAUAUACCGAUCUAUCGAUAGAAUAUAAAUCUCGGAUUGAAAGAAUAAGAAAAAUAUUGGCGAAUACCGAUGAGACUCAACUACGCAAUAUUACAACGUGUAUGAAUUGAAAAGGAAGAAGAUGGAAUCGUGGAAGUAGCAGAAGAAGUGGAAGAGACGUUUAGAGGCAGAGAGGAAAAAAUUCGUGAAUAUACGUCAAGCGAAAAUUCUCUUCUUGCAAAAGGUCAAUUCAGUAUUACAGAGCGUUUAGAUUGUACAUUGUGAAGUUUCAUUUCGCGCUCGAACGAACGGUACGAAGCGAUCCGACGCGAUUGGCUCGCGUUGUUUCUUGGUCCUCAAUCGUUUCCAGACGGCCAACCUUGCGGUACUUGAUCUCUAAACUCUCGAGUCUGGAUCGCUCGUAGAUCUUGAGGAUCCGCGAGCUGCUAUGUUUCGUUUCUAGCAACGCGUCAAGUGCGAGAGAUUCGCUCGCAGUAGACGCUUUUCCGUUUCGUAGGUUGACAUAAUUCGAGGAAGAAAAGCGCGUUUACUCGACGACUUUGCUUAAUCGAGUCAUCUGAAUACAGGGUUGCACCCUUAACCCUCCGGGACCCAUUGUCACAUUUCACAGCUUCGAACGUUUCGUCUUUUUCAAUGAUAGAAUGAUUAGACAUAUAUAUACCUUGAUUCCUUUGAACGUUUCGCUUUUUCGUUGUCGUUUAUUUUGGCUGCAUUCUCGUUUAUAAAUCACCGAACCACCAAGUAGUUUUAAACAGAAACUUUAUUAACCCACUCGCGUCAAUUUCCUUAUCCUGAUUCUACUUGUAUAUUUAUGCUAAUCUUUUUUGACGCAGAAAUUAAAUCAAAAUUGCAGCUUGGAAUUUUAUUCGAACGAAAUAUGUUCCUGUUUGAGAUUGUAAAUACGCGAUAACGACGAUGGGAGGAACUUUUUCAUGAUGAUUCAAUUUUAAUUCAAACGAAAUACAUUUUGCGUUAAGAUCAAAUUAGAAUCGAAAUUGUAGCGUGCAGCAGCGAUGAUGAUUAAAUUUAAUUUUGUGCACGAUUGAGUUUAAAUGAAUCUUCAAUCAAAUUUUAGGAGCUUAGUAUAAUUUCUUUUUUCUUAUGGUAAGGAUACUUGGCAAAUAUCAGUUUCGCUUUUGUAAUUAGAUAUAUAUAACAUUAAUUUAUUUCGAUUUGAAAUAAACUAAGUAUCUGGUGACUUAUGGAUGAUAAUUUGCACAUUUGCAAGAGUUUGAACAGCUUCCAAUGUCCUUUAGAAAUUAUUUAGGAGGCCCUGGGUUCACGGGGGGCUAAGCGAACUGAACAUAUCAGAAUCUACGCUACGUAUUUUUCAUCAGAACAGGAUAUUUUUAAUAUUCACUGUGAACGACGCGCAUAUUUAGAACACUUCCUGUUGCUCAGCGGUUGUCUCUGGGGCAUUCAGCGGCACGCAUGCGAAUUCCUUGUUCGGUGUGCAAUGUUCCAACAAGUGUUAUCAUGUUAAACGCUUAACCGGUCGUCUUGAGGCUUUUGUUUCGUGUGACUUCCAUGAUUAAUCUUGGCGAAGGAGUGAGAAGUUCAAUGAAAUUUCAUAUUUCAUUCCAUUUCUGACGUCUGGCGGAUAUCUAAUUGAACGUUUGCAUUCAAAUUACGUCUUCGAGAAUCAAACUUAAAUCGCUUUAUAAUAAGAAUUCUAAUACAUUAAAAUGAUCUCAGAAAUACUUACAAAUUAAAUGAUAUUUGAAACA
Molecule: messenger RNA, 10950 nt
Organism: Bombus pyrosoma
Lineage: Eukaryota; Metazoa; Arthropoda; Insecta; Hymenoptera; Apidae
Gene: jeb
Exons: 3
Coding region: 1649-2761 (370 amino acids)
Biological process (GO): positive regulation of MAPK cascade
Cellular component (GO): terminal bouton
Molecular function (GO): protein binding; transmembrane receptor protein tyrosine kinase activator activity
Source: RefSeq, a predicted model, not a curated record